Messenger RNA from Oryza brachyantha (malo sina), 586 nucleotides. RefSeq names its product mitochondrial import receptor subunit TOM9-2-like. Lineage: Eukaryota; Viridiplantae; Streptophyta; Magnoliopsida; Poales; Poaceae. The coding region runs from base 53 to 322 and encodes 89 amino acids. The record is from RefSeq and is a predicted model, not a curated record. Gene Ontology annotation, cellular component: mitochondrial outer membrane. The transcript has a single exon. Gene Ontology annotation, biological process: intracellular protein transport.
CCCCCCUGCCUGCCCCUAAGUGAAACCCUAGAAGCCAAGCCAAGCCAAGAGAAUGGCGUCCCUCAGCAAGCGCGGCGCCGGCGGCGAAGGGGAUGGCAUCCUGGCCUCCUUCUCCCGGUCUUCCGUGGCGGCGCAUGGCCGCGAGGCGGCGACCAUGGCCAAGAAGCUGCUGCGGAGCACGGGGAAGGCCGCCUGGAUCGCGGGGACCACCUUCCUCGUCCUCGUCGUCCCGCUCAUCAUCGAGAUGGAUCGCGAGCAGCAGCUCAACGACCUCGAGCUCCAGCAGCAAGCACUCCUCGGCCCCGCGCCUCCUUCCAAAUGAUCCAAUCUAAUCUUGUUAUCUUUUCUUCCAUACCCUACUGCUCCAUAUCUCUAGUGAGUACUAGUGCUACUUAGUCUUUGCCUGCCUUGUCCAAUCAAACCAUGGAUGUUUUGAUUUCUCGCUCCUUCUAUGAGAUGCAAAUAAAUCUCCAUUUAUGUCUGUCUACUUUAUUAUUCCGAUAACAUGUUGUUGUGCCGUUUAUUAUGUGCUUCUUUGCUUUCGAUUUACAUCAUCCAGUUGAAGUUUAGAUGUUCUUUUUCUUAC